AGUUCAUCAAGGUGUCCAGUGAUUGAUAAGAGUGACAAUAAAUCUUUGAUUACUAAUACGACGCGUGUGUUGCCUAUUAAACGAAUUAAGAAAACAACAACAUCAACAAAAACCGUUAGAAACAGGAUAAACCAAAUAUAAAAAGCAAAUAUGUUUGCAUUCACUUGGCAAGUGUGUCUGGCUUCCUUGAUGAUGAUUGCAACGAUGACGUCGUUGUCGAGUGCUCGUCCCCAAUUGCAGGAGGCACCGCAUGCUCUGCUGGACAUUGAGACACCCAAUCAAUUUAGUUACAGUUCACCAUUGCAACAACCGGAUAGUCUGAGAUCGAAGCCAUAUUUCGAUUUCCUGAGCACUCUUUAUGCCCAUGACACUGACAAGACGAAUCUAUUUCGUCCCUAUUCGGGGCGUCCACGUCGUGAGGCUGUUCAAGGAGCAAAUCAUCGUCAGGAACGCCAACGUCGUGCCAUCGUCUUUCGGCCAUUGUUUGUUUACAAGCAGCAAGAGAUUAGGCGACAGGAGCUGAGAGAGGAUCAGGCCAAUAGACGUAAUGGUCAGGCCAGUGCUUUGACUCAUCGACACAGAUUUUAAGUUGGAUUUCGUUUUAAGCCUAGUCCAACAAGCACAUUUAAGAUUUAUCCAACCAAUGAGUGACGGGCCACUGUCACUGGUCUGUCUACAGGGUCCCCUUAAGCACAUAAAAACACACACACACACACACACACACACACACCUACACACACGCACACGCACACAAUUAGUUUAAGCACCAUGCACUGCAAAAUGAAGAAAUCUGAAGAUUAUGUUGAUGUUGAAGAGAAUUAUAUGACAUAAGCACAUCCCCUUGUCCCUAACAAAUCUCCCCCCACACCCACUAGCAUGUAUACCUAAAUUAAAAUCGAAUAUUUGUUAUACAAUAUAUACUAUAUAAAGAAAACUUUUGUUAUUUUAAAAAGAAAA
Drosophila willistoni is the source of this 957-nucleotide messenger RNA. RefSeq lists its product as uncharacterized. The record is from RefSeq and is a predicted model, not a curated record. The transcript is spliced from 2 exons. The coding region runs from base 151 to 588 and encodes 145 amino acids. NCBI's taxonomy places the organism in Eukaryota, Metazoa, Arthropoda, Insecta, Diptera, Drosophilidae.